Molecule: messenger RNA, 3228 nt
Organism: Scophthalmus maximus (turbot)
Lineage: Eukaryota; Metazoa; Chordata; Actinopteri; Pleuronectiformes; Scophthalmidae
Gene: lsr
Product: lipolysis stimulated lipoprotein receptor
Exons: 11
Coding region: 614-2482 (622 amino acids)
Biological process (GO): tricellular tight junction assembly; establishment of blood-brain barrier
Cellular component (GO): tricellular tight junction; plasma membrane
Source: RefSeq, a predicted model, not a curated record
UAUAAUUAUUUGUGCAUUAAUGUGCAAUCGUUAUUGUGUUGCAGCUGCUAAAGUUUAGCCACUUAGUCACCGGAUGUGGUCAAGUUAGGCUAAUACUGCGAAACAGUCGGUGGCGCACACACACAGACGACAGGUCGAACAUUAACAGACAGUGCUCUGAUAGCGUUAUCGCUGCCUGGACCGUACCAACAGGUGGGUGGAACGCUGUCGUUCCUCGGUCAAAUUAUUCCGCUGGCGAACGAAAAUAUGUCGACAAAGGAACUUUUUUGUAUUGUUCAUUCUUUACAAACGUUUCAUCACCAGGGCUCAUGUCGUCAAUCAUGAACCAGCCCCCCCGCCCCAGCCCCUGAACAAUUCGCUCACCCCCGUGUUUCGCACAACCCGCCUGUGAACGCUCACCUGUUGGCUGUCUGGCUGCCGUGGGGCGUUCAGGUACUCCCCCCUCCGCCGGCCUUUCGGAGAGACACGAAAUGGAGGCGACGCUGUCUGGCUGAGGGGAAAGUGCGUUUGCGCCCAGUGUUACGCCACAACCCUAUAGUGUCCCUUCUUCGUGUGUUUUGACAAAUUAUUAAUCGUUACCGUCGACGGAGACGCCGAGGAGAGAGGAUCGAAAAUGUUUUGGACGUUGGUAAUCGCCGCUUUAAUGGCAACAGAGUCCACCAUGGCCAUCUCGGUCCAGUGCCCGACCAAGAGGUACGUUGUAAUCCUCUUCCAGCCCGUCACCCUCACCUGUAACUACCAGUCAACCGCCACUCAGCCGCCCGUUGUCACGUGGAAGUACAAAUCAUACUGCCGGGACCCCAUCCAGGCGGCGCUGAAUCCCAGCAGCGCAGAAAACAUCCUGUCUCAGAACAACCCCAACUACGACGCCAACAUAGAGUGUGCCGACAGCCUGAGGACGGUGCGCAUAGUGGCCUCCAAACAGGGCAACGCGGUGUCUCUCGGUUCGGAGUACCAGGGCCGCAAGAUCAGCAUUAUCAACAAUGCGGACCUGAACAUCGCACAGACGGCGUGGGGCGACAGCGGUGUCUACGUCUGUUCUGUGAUCUCUUCCCAAGACCUUUCAGGAAACAGUGAAGACUACACUGAGCUCAUUGUCCUCGAGAGAAAGUCAAAUACUACUGACCUCCUGCCUGGCAUUGACUUACUGGUAAUGGAAGACUGGCUCCUGGUUGUUCUGGUGGUUUUUGGGUUCCUGUUGCUGCUGCUCCUCAUUGGGAUCUGCUGGUGCCAGUGUUGUCCACAUACCUGCUGCUGCUACAUCAGCUGCCCCUGCUGCCCCGACCGCUGCUGCUGCCCUCGAGCAUUGUACGAGGCGGGAAAAGCGGUGAAGAAAGGUGGGUCCAAUCUUUAUGCUCCCACCCUCUAUGCUCCCAGUAUGUAUGCUCAGCCAGCGUACAGUGGCCAUCUGCUGAACCAGCCGUCUAUGCCCAUGCUUCCUCUACCCAAUGGAGCUGGACCCCCACCGUCCCAGAAUGGCUAUGGUCGUGAUUAUGAUGGCGCCAGCUCAGUUGGACAGGGCUCCCAGGUGCCUUUGCUGCAUGAACAAGACGGUGGAGGGGACCACACUCGCAGUGGGUAUCGUAUCCAGGUGGACCCUGAUGGGAACGCCACCCGAGCCAUUUACUACAUGGAGCGGGAGCUGGCUAAACUGGACCCUUCCAGAUCUGGCAACUUCAACCGCAUGGAAAAUAUGAGCGAAGUCAGUUCCCUCCAUGAUGGCCUGGAUCCCCGAGGCCGCGGCGGCGGCCGUUCCCAGCCGCCGCCGUUGGCCACGGUCUAUGACCGGGAUGAAGCCAUGAGCACCAUCAGCAGUGUUUCGCAGCAGGGCCAUCGUCGCGACGACUACCCACGCCAUGGCGGCGGCUUCAUGGGGGAGCGCGCUCGCGCCCGCUCCAUGGAGAACCUCGACAACAUCGGACGCCGCUACAACCGAGACAACUCACCCCACCGCGAACCGAGAGGAAGGAGAGGCUCGGACGAUGAGUGGAGCACCAGCGCCCGGGGUGGCUAUGACCGCGACUUUGACGACCGCAGGCGUCGCGACUACUCCCCUGAUGACCACCGGAGAGGAGCGGGAGCAGCCAACGGCGGGCUCUCGGGGAGACGCAGUCGCAGCCGCGAUGAUCUGAUGGACCUGGAGAAGAAUCGCCAGUACGGCGGCGGCGCCACCAGGGGCAAGCGAGAUGAUUACGACGACAACUUCCUGCGAGAGGCGAUGGAGAGGAAGAAGAAGGGCGAGCAGCAGCGGGGGCGCAGCCGCGAGCAUCUUGACAGCGAGAGUGACCGCUCGGACCGGGGGAGGGCACCGCGUGGGGCCCCGCCUCUUCCUGUGAGCCCGCCAUCAGGAUACCCCGCUCGCCGCGACGACUAUCUUCCUCCUCCACCGCCACCACCUUACAGUGAAGAUGAAAGUAUGUCAUCAAAGAAAAGCAACCUCCGCAAGAAUGGAGCCGUGAGUCGGGAGAGCCUGGUUGUGUGACUACGAUGAUGUGAACAACCUGUCCAAUAAUGCAGCUUUGAUCCACCUUCUAAAAAAAAAAAGAAAGAAGAAGCACCAGUCAAUUUCUUAAACUGUAAAUAUUAGAAACACUGCUGACGUGCUUUGCAGAUUUUUUCAUAUUGCAGAAUUAUGAUGAUGAACUUAUUACAAAUGGAUGCUGAUGAAUGUGUAUGUUUUAUUUUUCCAACAGGGAAGAGCUGCACAAAUGAAAUGUUUCAUGCCUUCUCAUGUAUAAACGAUUGUGGCUGCCACAAGUGCCUUACAAGUGUACAGAAUGUAGUUUUGAAAGUCAAGUUGAUGCAUAAAUCUGUGAAAAGACGUUCAUGUUUACACCUAAACAUGUUCUGGUUUGUUUUCAACUUUGGCCGUGGUACAGGAAUAGAUGUAGAUAAUUUUUUUAGGGGUUAAUGUUUUUUUUUGACUUUUUUUCUUUUCCUUUUGCUUGUGAAAAAUAAGAAAUGUUGCUUUUAGUUAUUGUAGUGUAGUCACUCCAUGUAUCUAGAAACCCGGUGAGCAUCAUAGUCUCAGAAAAAAAAUGUGUUUUUGAGUACCUCCGUUUAUUUUUUUUAAUUUUUUCUUCUUCUUUUUUUAGCCAGAAUUUUAAACUUUUAAACCUUCAGUAUGUUGUACAGCCACGCACGCAGUAGUAUGCUUGUAAUAGUCAAAUGUUAAUUGUGACGUGAUGAAAUCUGAUUUUACAAUAAAGGGUCUCCUUCGCCAGGCCA